Pneumocystis jirovecii RU7 is the source of this 1662-nucleotide messenger RNA. RefSeq lists its product as uncharacterized. Lineage: Eukaryota; Fungi; Ascomycota; Pneumocystomycetes; Pneumocystales; Pneumocystaceae. Bases 1 to 1662 code for a protein of 553 amino acids. The record is from RefSeq and is a predicted model, not a curated record. The transcript is spliced from 6 exons. Gene Ontology annotation, biological process: mRNA splicing, via spliceosome. Gene Ontology annotation, cellular component: post-mRNA release spliceosomal complex.
AUGCAAAUGAACGAAAAAAACUUAAAUACUAAAUCAGAAAAAAGCAAAGAAGAUGAAUGGAUUUUAAAAACAGAGGAUGGAGAAAAUAAACAUGAUUUUAGUUUUUUUGUGAAAAAUUGCAAAAACGAAUCAAAAUCUUUUUUAAAAACUUCAUUAAACACAUACUCUAAGUUGACACCAAAAGACUCGGAUAUGAAACAGUUUUCAGAAAAAACACAUGAAAAAUCAAAAUCUUAUAUUAUUGGUGAUGCAGGAUCUUCAUGGAGAAUGAUGAAGCUUGGAAAAAUAUAUGAAAUUGCAUCUCAAACAGGUAGGAGUGUUCAUGAUGUAGCUUUAGAAAGAUAUGGGACUCUUGAAGCAUUUUAUGAAGCUCUUGAAGAGAAAGAAGAAUUAGAUCGACGCAAAAUACAUGGACCCUCUAAAAAAAGAGUGACUGGGUCACUAUACAAACAGUAUCAACAAUUGAAUCCACAGAAGUUUAGUGAAUCUUCUGAAUCAUUGUCUCAUUCUUCAACUGCUUCUGAUGUAAUUACUGUGUCUACACUAAAUAAAUUACAAGCAGAAAUUAUGAAAGCGCAAAUGCGCGGUGUUACUGAUGUUUCUAAGCUUCAAAAAAAAUAUCAAGAAAUGGUAUCAAUUUUUGAAUCCCAAAAAACUCGGAAAGAUAUAAUUAUUCCAAAUAAUAUUGAUAUUAUGAGAAAAAAACCUUCUUCUGUAGUAGAUCCAGAUAAUAUAACUAUAGAAGAAAUGGUGAAAGAGGAGAAAAUGACAAAAAACUAUCUUUAUAAGCGUCAGUAUAGGCAGAUGGCCGAGCAAAUCGUGCGUGAUCCUCAUUUCAAAGAUGAUCUUGAUUAUUAUGAUGAAAAUGCAGAAAAGCUUUCUAAACGGAUUCAAAGAAGAGAAAUUGAUUUCAGGAAUAUGGAAAUUUCUGAUUUUCAAAGAAUACAAAAAAUUCUCGAUACGUGUCCUUUAUGUCAUCAAGAUUCUUCUCCACCAAUAGCACCUGUAAUAUCUAUGGGUACCCGCAUUUAUUUGUCUCUUCCUUCUCCCCCAGAACUUGCAAAAUAUCAUGCUUUAAUCGUUCCUAUUCACCAUAGAGUCAAUACACUCGAGUGUGAUGAUGAUGAAUGGGAUGAAAUCAGAAAUUUUAUGAAAUGUUUAAUUAAAAUGGCAGACGAACGAAAUCAUGAUGUAAUUUUUUACGAAAAUGCUUCUACACCUCACCGACGUAUGCAUACUGCAAUUGAAGCAGUACCUGUUCCACGCGAUGUUGCUAUACAAGCGCCAGCAUUUUUUCGAGAAGCUAUUCUUUCAUCAGAUGAAGAGUGGAGCCAGCAUCAAAAAAUCAUUGAUACCCUUGCAAGAGCUAAAAAAGGUCUUGGAAAAAUGGCUUUUAGACAUAGCAUAACAAAAGAAGCACCAUAUUUUCAUGUAUGGUUUGAAAUUGAUGGUGGAAUUGGUCAUAUUGUAGAAAAUUUAGAUAAAUGGGGAAAAGGUGAUCUUUUUACACGUCAGGUAUUUGCAACAAUGCUUGACCUCGAUCCUACUAUAUAUCGAAGACGCGGGAAAUGGACUGGUAUGAGUGAUCCAAGAGAAAAGGCUUUUCUUAGUGUCUGGACAAAAUAUGAUUGGACACAAUCCAUUAAAACCGAUAACUCUUAA